Messenger RNA from Larimichthys crocea (large yellow croaker), 2202 nucleotides. It is a transcript of the gene mier2, whose product is annotated as mesoderm induction early response 1, family member 2. The coding region runs from base 640 to 1698 and encodes 352 amino acids. Gene Ontology annotation, biological process: negative regulation of transcription by RNA polymerase II. Lineage: Eukaryota; Metazoa; Chordata; Actinopteri; Sciaenidae. Gene Ontology annotation, molecular function: histone deacetylase binding; transcription corepressor activity. The record is from RefSeq and is a predicted model, not a curated record. The transcript has 13 exons. Gene Ontology annotation, cellular component: nucleoplasm.
GCCCGGUGAACGCCGCGUAAAAGACGGCUACGGUGCGCAUUUUGACCGGGAAGCGGAGGAAGAAAUGGAGAACCUCUCCAGCGUAUCGCCUCUCUCCGCGUUCUUGGCUUUAAAGAGCCAUUCCCUCUGCCUUCAUAGUAAAAGCCGUAGAAACAAUAGGGGAGCCCGGCGGGGUUUAACGACGGUGGUGCUGAACUAUUUCAGGUGCGCCCCGCCGACGGAGUGGAUUGAGUGGAAAAAAGUUAGGAGAGAUGUCAUGACUCGGCGGCGGCAAACUCCGACCGUCUCUUUCGGAAAUAUUGAGAACUAGUUUAUUUCCUUCUUGUGCCACACUCGCAGUGAGCCGAAGAGAGGAAGAGACAUUCAGCACCAAGUCACAGGAAAGCGCCCCUGGUCAGACAGACAGCACACGAUGUGUUGGGAGAGGCACGCCGCAUUAAUAUGUCGCUUUUUUCUGCAACUUUUGCAACUUUUUGGCCAAAGAAUGGAGUCCCCAGAGGUGGGUGCAAAGCCCCUGAAGAUAAGUGUGCAGGUUGUGGCCUAGUGGAGAGAAGACGAGGUACAGUGAUGAAGGCCCUCGGCAGGAGAAGCAGAAGUGUUAACAGGCCUUAGAGGAGUUGGAGGAGAAGAUUUUGCCCCAUGAAGAUGGCAGCGCAGCCCCACACUGCCAGUGAGCAUCCUUUGGAGGAGCUGCUGGCUCUGUACAGCUACACAGUGUCCGAUCCAGAGAAGGAGACCUGUCACAUGGCUGCCAGCCUGCCAGACAUGACACUGGACAAGGAUCAGAUAACUGAGGACCUCUUUCCUGGGGAUGAGGAAGAAGAAUCGUCAGCUGAUGAUCUCACUCCCUCAGUCACCUCAAACACCUCAGAACUGCUCCGCCGCCUCCGAGGUGGAGACAAAGACACAUUAGUCAGCUCAUCUGAUGAGGACUCUGACAAUGCCUCUAUUCCCUCCAAUGAAGAGCACAAGGAGAUCAUGGUUGGCUCUAUGUACCAGGCAAAAAUCCCUCCACUUGGUCCAUAUACUUACCAGGAAAGAGAGUACAGCAGCGAGGACCAGUUGCUGUGGAGGCCGGGAGUUCUGCCGGUACAGGACGUGGAGGAGUUCUUGCUGUAUGCACAGAGGCCGCGUACCCAGGAGGGGGCAGCAUGCACACGAACACAAGACACUGUCCGAGACAACGAACAGGCACUGUAUGAACUAGUGAAAUGCAACUACAAUGCAGAAGAGGCGCUGAGACGAUUACGCUUCAAUGUGAAAGUGUUUAGUGAAGAGCUGUGUGCCUGGAGUGAGGAGGAGUGUAGGAACUUUGAGCACGGCUAUCGAGUUUAUGGGAAAAACUUCCACCUCAUUCAGGCUAAUAAGGUACGAACACGCUCAGUUGGGGAGUGUGUGGAGUAUUACUACAUGUGGAAGAAGUCCGAACGUCAUGAGUACUUUACCCAGCAGGCCACAAGGCUCAGCCGCAAAAAGUACAACCUGCAUUCAGGGAACAUGGAGGAUGGCGACCAGGAUGGGGAAGUUGGGGAGCUGGAGGGGAGCAUCACUUCUUCAGGCUUGUUGUCUCACAGCUCCAUGAACACUGGGCAGCUGGAGUCCCCUUUGCCUCCACAGUCAAACCUGGACCUACAUAAACAAGAGGAGGAGGGCCGUCCCCGGCGCAGACGAACUCCCCGCUUUCUCUUAAAGCCAUGACCUCGGCCCAAACACAGAAAGCAGGCUGGGCCUGCAGAUGGUGAACUGGUGAUGGGGCUGUCAGACUUGUGUAGUGAUGGAUGUCCUCAGCAGCUGCAGUUUGGCUGUCCCUUCACUCUCCCGCCCAUGGACGACCUGCGGGAUGCUGGCUCAGGGAGUUGUUGCUCCUCAGCUUCAGUUCAGCUCCAGUCCCAGCCUUCCCCCCAGAGCUGCCAGUGGGUCAGCGGGAGCCCUCCGUCCUGCAAUGACGACCAUCGCCUACAAGGCUCCUGCUUUUACCAGCUACACAUGCACGGUGGACCUUUUGUCUCUGAGGGCCCUGACUGUGGUGCAGCAGGUGGAUUGACUGGUUCCCCUCACAGGCUGCAGGUGGACUUCAGCUUGUCUCCGUCUGCCUCACCUCCCUCACCUGCUGUCCUCCCAUCACACUUCCAUGCAUUUGGCAGCCUACUGCGCUCCUCUCCCGUCCAGCAUCCCCGCUCUCUCACAAAGUGACGGGGAAAA